GAGUAGCUUUCCAGGAAAGAUGGCCAGCAGAAAGACCAAGAAGAAGGAAGGAGGUGCCAAACGCGCUCAAAGAGCUUCCUCUAAUGUUUUCUCCAACUUUGAACAGACACAGAUUCAAGAAUUUAAGGAAGCGUUCACACUGAUUGAUCAGAACAGAGAUGGCUUCAUUGAUAAAGAAGACUUAAAAGAUACCUAUGCGUCUUUAGGUAAAACAAAUGUCAAAGAUGACGAGUUAGAAUCCAUGCUUAAAGAAGCCACUGGGCCUAUUAAUUUUACAAUGUUUUUGAACCUGUUUGGGGAAAAGUUAAGUGGUACAGACACGGAAGAGACUAUACUAAACGCGUUCAAAAUGUUUGAUCCGGAGGGUAAAGGAAACAUUAACAAGGAUUAUAUAAAACGUUUAAUGAUGUCACAAGGCGACAAAUUUAAUGCUGAAGAGAUAGAUCAGAUGUUCAAGUGUUCCCCUAUUGACGCUGCAGGAAACCUGGAUUACAAGGCUCUCUGCUACACCAUCACACAUGGAGAUGAAAAGGAAUGAAGGCCACGUCCUUUCGGAAGCUGUGCCAACAUCUCUAUGUCUGUGCGUUAAGAAUAAAACCAGAAAAUGCUUUCUCCAUG
Elgaria multicarinata webbii is the source of this 618-nucleotide messenger RNA. RefSeq names its product myosin light chain 5 (gene MYL5). The record is from RefSeq and is a predicted model, not a curated record. Gene Ontology annotation, molecular function: calcium ion binding. Lineage: Eukaryota; Metazoa; Chordata; Lepidosauria; Squamata; Anguidae. The transcript has 7 exons. Gene Ontology annotation, cellular component: cytoplasm. The coding region runs from base 20 to 538 and encodes 172 amino acids.